Hydractinia symbiolongicarpus is the source of this 1707-nucleotide messenger RNA. RefSeq lists its product as uncharacterized. The transcript has 3 exons. Bases 1 to 1707 code for a protein of 568 amino acids. Lineage: Eukaryota; Metazoa; Cnidaria; Hydrozoa; Anthoathecata; Hydractiniidae. The record is from RefSeq and is a predicted model, not a curated record.
AUGACUUCUUUUGUAUCCAACCUUGAAAAGAAUCAUUGCAAAAAACAAAGUGAUACGGUACACCAAAAGCAUUUAUUGAAAAGUUGUAAAGUUGUUCUGGAGGAUGUUUGUUCUCUUAGUGUUGCUGAAAAGCUUAAGACCACAGUUCCUGCUUCGGUUAAAAUCCACAAGGGUAAAUUGUGUCGCACAGAGAAAGCGCAACUUCAGAACUUGGAACAAAAAAAACCCAUCCUUUGGGGUAAGAUGAAUAACACACGUUGGAGCAAAUUGGACAGUCCUGUGCAUAGCAACUUAAAUACUUGUAAGCAUCCAUCUAUUACUGAGAAAGUAAAAACACUUAAAACCUUAAUUUAUGAAGAAGGUUCGAAAAUAUUUGGUUGUCAAUCUUCAAAACAAAACAAAAACCUCUCUAAUAUUAACAGGCGUACAAUUUGUUCUAUAAAUUUAGUGAAGGAGAAGAAUAUUAUUUUAGCGCAGAUUUCUUCGUCAUCCAUCGAGCAAGAAAUAUCUGCCUUGCGACAACUUUUACAUCAAUCUAUUUUGGACAACCACAAAUUAUGCAACUUGAGUGACGAUCUUCACGACUCUUCUCUGCCGGUUCUGCCAGGUCUUCCACCAACUCCGCAAAUCAAAAAACCUUUUUCAUCUUCAACCUUCAAAUUUUCUGACUUUGCAAGUGUUUUACAUAGACGUAGAAACGCUUCAGCCCCCGGGCUGAACGGCAUAUCGUACAAAGUGUACAAAAAGUGUACAAAUAUUUUAUCCUUCUUGUUUAAUUAUUCUGUCAAAGCGUCUGGAAACGCAUAUCAUCCACAACAACAAGUUAAUACUUCCAUUCAAAAAGGGUGCAUGGAGAAAGUUCCUGGCUGCUGGGAACACAUGUUAUCGAUUUGGACAGCCUUGAAAGAUGCACGCUCGGAAAAAGCUGACCUCGCCACCAUUUGGUUAGAUAUAGCAAGUGCGUAUCCAUCAAUUCCGCACAGAUUAAUCUUUUUUGCUCUGGAAAGAUAUGGCAUAUCCCCAAGUUGGAUUGCCAUUGUGAAGAAAUACUACUCUGCUCUAUACAGCAAAUCAUUUUCUAAAUCUGCUCCAAGCAAAUGGCACCAACACCUUAAAGGCAUCCUUGCAGGUUGUACAUUGUCCAUCAUUCUGUUCCUGUCUGGUAUAAAUGUUGUCUUAGUAUAUACACUGGCAACAUCAGUCUCUUGCUACAUUACAUCAGCCAAAGUUUCCUUACCUCUGAUAAGAGCCUUCAUGGACGACAUUAACCUUAUGUCUUCUUCAGUUCCUGGCAGAAAGAUACUACUUGACAGGUGUGUCACAGAUCUUAGCUGGGCAAAAAUGGACUUCCGUGCAGAAAAAUCCCGCAGCUUCGUUAUCAUUAAGGGUAGAUCAAUUAACAGCGCACCCUUCAGCGUUAUUAGACCUGACAACGCAACUGACUUAUCUCCCUUUAUCCCGUCAAUUCAUAAUCAACCUGUACGUUUUUUAGGAAGGAUUAUCGACGGUUCCAUUUCUGACAGAAAGUCAAUCGACGAUCUGGAAGAAAAACUCAUUGAUGGACUGUCUGUUAUUGACAAGUCCCUGUACACAAGUCCCCAAAAACUUUGGAUCCUGCAACACCUUUUAAUUCCAAGAAUUCAAUGGCCACUUUUAAUAUAUGAAGUUUCCAUCUCAUCUCAACUGCUGCCCGCCUUGAACAAAUAG